Molecule: messenger RNA, 3969 nt
Organism: Symbiodinium necroappetens
Lineage: Eukaryota; Dinophyceae; Suessiales; Symbiodiniaceae
Source: the annotation of a GenBank genome assembly
AUGGCCUUGAACUUCGACUCUCCCGAGGGUCAGCCCAGCCUGACUUCCGGGCCCUCCACUCAAGAGCCCACACCUUCGCCGGAGGGGCAGCAAGCCGUCCAUCCUUCCGGCGAUGUCAAGAAAGAGGUUGCAAAUCUUGGGGCAUUGCAAGGGCUGGCAAGAAAGCUGUCGAGCUCUGACCUUCCUGGAGACGAGAAAUCUUCGGACAAGGCCAGCCACGCUGCACCUUCAGUUGCUGCGCCGUCAGUUGAUCCUGACGGGGUCGAUGCGCCCCCGCCGCCGGCCCUCCCCGGCUGCUGCGACUUGUGCAGAAAGAAGGCACGUGCUGCCAAGAGCAAAUUCUGUGGAGCGUGUCGAUCAGAUGUUUGUGCGGCAAAGCGGGAUUGCGAGAAGAGCGAAAGGGGGCCCUGGUUUACCAAGCUGGCGAAGACCGGUGGGGCAGAGUUCGUUGACUUCAUGUCAAGCUAUGUGCGGGCCAAUGGCAAGACACGGCGAAAGUACUCGCAACGCUGCAACUUCGACUUUGCCCGCUACGAAGAAGCCAAGCGGGUGCAGUCUUCCUUGAGACUGGGUUUCAAGGCAGGCUCGCACGCGAUCUUCAUGCACAAGGAUCGUGCCAUCAAGCACUGGAUGUCCCGCCUGUCGAUCUCUCGCAUGGAGGCCAACGAUAAGUGGGAGACGGAGAGAGCCAAGGCGAAGUUCGUGAAACACGACGGCCCGAAUGGGGAGGACCGCAUUCCUGUGAAGGAAGACGAUUUCUUGAUCGGCGAGGAAGGCAUCUUGGAGGAGAAAGUGAAGGUGAAAGAACACAAGCGUGCAAAAUACAACGCAGAUGUCGACGCCCUCAUGGAGGAAGGACUGCAAGGUCGUGCAAUGAGCUCGGACCUGUUGGACAAGCACGGCUUCUCGGAUUUCGACAAUCCGGAUCUCGUGAACGAUUUCCUGGGCGGCAGAGCUGUGGCUCCCGAGCCUGUGUUUCCCCAGCAGGAUCCUGACCAGGGCGCUGCAGAGGACUCCCCCAAGAAGCCGAAGACCUUUGAUGCUGCGACCGAGCGCAUCACACUGCAAACCAAGAUUUUGCAGCUUGUUGACAAAGCCUUCAGCGACUUGCAGCAGUCUGUGAAGGAGGCCGAGGAGUGCAAGCAAAAAGCACAGGGCGAGACUGACGUCCCGGCCAGCGAAGCUGAGGCUCUGAGGCUCCUCAAAAGCCGUGCGGACGUUGCCAAGGUUGUCAUGGGCGACUACGUCGCAGGAGUCUUCACCUACGAGCCUGCGGUGCUGCAGGCGAACAAGGAGGCCCUCGAGGAGAGUCUCAAGUCCACUGCGGCAGAGUUGUCUGACGUUGUGAACUCCGCCCCGUGCUUCGUCGACGCCGUCUGCAGCCUGGUUCAAGCCAUCAAAGGCAUCAGCAACUCCGAUGAAAAGAAAGCGGUGGAGAGCGACUUCAAGCCCUUCCUGAACGCCAACGCGAUCCUGAAGUCGGCGGUCAAGACGGCCUCGCAGAAGGCCAUCAAGUUUGCGAAAGACCGCGCGGACAAGGUGGAGAAAGCCAAGCGGCAGAAGGAGCAGGAGGAGGCAAAAAGGCUCGCCGGAGAAGAGCGCAAGCGUCGUGCCGAGGAGUCCAAGCUGAACAAAGCAGCUGAGAAGCAAGGCAAGGUGGGUAGCUUGUUCGACAUUGACUUCGCCAAGUUCUCCUUGCGACCCUUGGAGUUCAAAAUCUUGAAGAACAAGGGUGAUGUUGAGAAGCUUGACAUGAAUAAGCCAUGGGCUGUCAAGCUGGAUGAGAGCGACCUUCCUGCCUUCCAGGUGCUGUUAGCCGAUGCAAAGGUCAAGGCUUCGCUUGACACGUUCAUGUCCGGGUUUCCCGGAUCAGCCGCAUCCAUGCAGGGCUCGAAGAGAUUCAGCAAUCCGGUCCAAGACAGCGGCAAGUUGCGAGCAGGGGCCCUCAAGGAGCUGGGGAUCGAGGACUCUGUGCCGGAAGGCUUGGAUGCCAAGAUGGUGGCCGCCCUCGGUGCGGUUGUGACCUUUGGCUAUGGCGAAGAUAUGAUGAGCUUCGGACUGGACACGUUUCAGCUCCCGUCUCUUCGAGUUCAAACCGUUGGCCAUCGGGUGGUCGUCAUGGUGGCGCUCGACAAGCUUUGCUCCUUCUUGAAAGCCGCUAAGAAAGGCGAGAAUGUCAGCUACGCCGAGGUCCUGGACUUCCUGCAGACUGCCCAGCCAACCACCAUUGCGGCUUUUCUGGCUGUUCAUCCUGAUGCCAUGUGCCACUGCCUGCUCUCGAAGAACACCCUUGCCUUCGUGCCGGGCGGCUGGCUUCUGCAGGAGAAGGUUCUCAAUGUCCGCUGUGUUUUCGGCAUCCGCAUGGCAUUCUGCCCAUGCCUGAAGAAGAAGGACAGCUGCCUCGAGGUCUUGGCUGGGUGGUUGCCCGAUGAUGACGGGGCACAAGCUUCAAGCUUGGCAUCGGCUUACAAGAAGGCCAACAGUGCAUCGAGUGACUCGCCGUCUGGCGGUGAUCAGGCGCAAAUGGCUGCCGUGGAGGCAGUGCCACUCCCUACCGGCGGAGACGAAGUUUCGUGGUGCAUGGGGUGGGCCAACAGACACCUCCUGCUACUUCCAGAUGGAAUGCUUGAGCUUUUCAAGAGGAACAUGGCUGGCGGCAUCCGGCUUCGAACAAGAUUCUCUGGGAUGGAGUGUCCCGGCCACGCAGCUCGAGCCAUCGAGGAGGCUUGUGAAGCCAACGGCAUCCAUGUUCCGGCUGAUCAGGGCUUCAGUCUCCACAGUGUGUGCGAUUGUGAUUCACGGGCAAUGAAAUGCUUGGAUGCUUUGCGGCAGGAUUCCACAUGGGACAAGCUGAAGCCAGAGCAUGUGUUCACGAAGAUGGAGGAUGCUGUGCUUCCCGCAGCUCUACAAGACAUGCUAGAGAUGGCUGCAUCCCAAAAGGCUUCUUCCGACAGCGAUGGUUGGCCUUUCAUCCGUGCCUUGAUGAAGCCGCUGAUGGAGGACAAGGCCCUGCAGAUGCAGUCUAUGUGCCGGGUGCAUGGUCGAGAGUGCGAUGUAUGUGGGGGUGAGACCAGUGCUCUCACUCUCGACGUCGCCGGUCCACCGUGUGUGGACUGGAGUCGGCGAGGACGGCGGGAACGUUCGCAUGGUGCAACGGCGGUGCCAUAUGCCGUUUGGGUUUCCCAGCUUCUCUCUUCGGGAUCCUGCCUCGGCAUCCAUGAGUGCACAACGGACUUUCCAGAUUGGAUGCUGGAGAGACCGCUUCACGAGUUUGGUGCCAGGUCAUGGAAGAUCGAGGUUUUCAGAUUGGAUCCAACAAACUUUGGGGUGCCUUGCAAAAGGCCCCGCAGGUACACAGUCUUGUGGAACGCUGCAAGAAUCCGGUUUGGAGGAUCUUUUGCGGAGUUUGUGAACUUAUUCUUCACUCUGCCAGAGAUUCAUGGAGAAGUGUUUUUUCGUGCAGGUGCCGACCUCCCGAGCAAUGCAUCAAAGACACGUCUUGAAAACCUCCAGGCUUAUUCGGAUGAAUGGCGAUCGCGAUGCCAGGAUGGACGCUCCACCGCUGACAAUAUCUGCGACUUGAACCAGCGACCCAGUCAUGGAAGGUUGGACCGCUUUGUGCCGACUUUGGUGACCCAGCAAUCCGUAUAUUGCUUGCAAAAGCGCAAGUUGUUGUCGGCGACAGAGAGCUUGGAAACUCAGCUCUUACACCGCAGCUCUCCGGUGUAUGAGCUCGCAGCAUCCGGAGAUUUGUCAGAAGCGGCCAUCCGACACCUCGCUGGGAAUGGCAUGUCCGCCGUUUGCAUCGGCACACUCAUGAUGUACGUGGUGGCCUGCACUUCGCCGGUUUCUGACCGUGAUCGCGAGGCGUUCCAAAGUGUCGCAGGUUUGCAAAAGAGACAGAGUUGCGCAGAGGAGGCCCUGCAGCCACCAGCUGUUUCCCCGAAACAUGUGGCACCGGCAGUGUGA